AGGUGCAAAAUAGACAACGGAAAAUAGUUUGAAACAGUUUGCUUUGGGAUUUUGUAGCGAGCGGUUCAUCUAGACGAAGAAAAAAAUAAAUUUUUAAAAAAAUGUCAGUGAAUAACGGCACGACGGGUCACGAAAAACCUCACAUUGCUGUUGUUGGCGCGGGUCUCGUUGGCAGUUUAGCUGCCUUGCAAUUCGGCAUGAUGGGUCACAAAGUGGAUUUAUACGAAUUUCGUGAGGAUAUUCGUACAGCAGAGCUCGUUAUUGGGCGUUCCAUCAACUUAGCGCUGAGUAAACGAGGUCGCGCUGCUUUACGUGACGUGGGCCUCGAAGAAACUCUCGUCACCCAUGGACUUCCGAUGCGUGGCAGAAUGUUGCACGACUUGCAAGGCAACCGAAAAGUCGUUCCAUACGAUCAUGUGAGCAACCAAGCAAUUUAUUCCGUUGGCAGAAAAUACUUGAACGAAGUACUCUUGAACGCUGCGGAAAAACAACCGAAUAUCACGAUGCACUUCAACAUGAAACUCGUGGAUUGCGACCUGAAAAACGGCGAAAUGCGCUUCAUGGAUAUGCGGGACCCGGCAAAAAGUGUCAUUACCAAAAGUGCGGAUUUGAUAAUUGGUGCGGAUGGAGCUUUUAGUGCCGUGCGGAAGCAAAUGGUGAAACAACCGGGAUUUAGUUACUCGCAAACGUACAUCGAUCACGGGUAUUUGGAGUUGUGCAUUCCCGCAACGGAAGAUGGGGAAUUUGCAAUGAACGAAAAUUAUUUGCACAUUUGGCCACGAGGGCAAUUUAUGAUGAUCGCAUUGCCAAAUGCAGACAAAUCGUGGACCGUGACACUUUUUAUGCCGUUUAAGAAUUUCGAAUGUAUUCGCGAGGAAAAAGAUUUGCUCGCAUUUUUCAAGGAAUAUUUUCCGGAUGCCAUUGAGUUGAUCGGAGAACAGAGAUUGAUGAAAGAUUUCUUCAAAAUUAAGGCACAGCAUUUGAUUCAAGUGAAGUGUAGUCGUUACGAUUCGUAUGGCAGAGUGUUGAUUAUUGGAGAUGCAGCACAUGCAAUGGUUCCCUUCUACGGUCAAGGCAUGAACGCCGGCAUGGAAGACGUCACGGUGCUCAAGAACAUCCUAAACGAAUACAAAUCCGACAUUGCAGGCGCCUUACGGGAAUUCAGUCGCGUUCGUUGGGAAGAUGCACACGCCAUUUGCGACCUUGCCAUGUACAAUUACGUCGAAAUGCGCGAUUUGGUGAACAAACGUUCGUUUCUGCUGCGAAAAAUGCUGGACGACUUCCUGUACUCCAAAAUUGGCAAUCACUGGAUACCCCUGUACAACACAGUAUCAUUCUCACAAAUCCCCUAUCGUGAGUGUAUCGCAAACAAAAAGCGACAAGACAAGAUUCUUUUGAGUUCAGCGAUUUUUUUGGUCGUAACUCUUCUCGUUUUACCCUUGAUUUACGUUUUAUUUGCGAAUUUUGUGUGUUGAGAUAAAAGAAGUUUGAAUCUUAUCGUUUAAGAAGCCAAAAAAAAAAAAGUAAAGAAAAAGUUCA
Culicoides brevitarsis is the source of this 1539-nucleotide messenger RNA. RefSeq names its product kynurenine 3-monooxygenase (gene cn). Gene Ontology annotation, biological process: quinolinate biosynthetic process; L-tryptophan catabolic process. The transcript has 2 exons. Gene Ontology annotation, cellular component: mitochondrial outer membrane. Lineage: Eukaryota; Metazoa; Arthropoda; Insecta; Diptera; Ceratopogonidae. The record is from RefSeq and is a predicted model, not a curated record. Bases 102 to 1475 code for a protein of 457 amino acids. Gene Ontology annotation, molecular function: kynurenine 3-monooxygenase activity; FAD binding.